CUUCUUACUCCAGCUUUCUUCCUUCAUCCUUUCUCUUUCCCCUUGUAAUCCCUCUUCCCCAUCUCUAGGACCACCUCGAGCUCUGGUGGGAAAUUGAUUCCUUCAACGACAUCUGACAAACCCCUCACUACACUACCCUCCACUGCUCUCCCCCGCAAUGUCUUCCUACUCCCAGGAUGACGACCACGAUCCCCAGGCGGACGAGCUCCGCGAGACCGCCUUGGUUACCCUGGAGUCCUUGAUUAGCUCUUGCGGUCCUCAGAUGCAACCGUACCUACCGAACACCCUCCGAUCCGCUCUUCGAUACCUGAAAUACGACCCGAAUGUCGCGGAGCUCGAGGAGGACGAGGAAAUGGGUGGUACACAAGACGAUGGCUCUGAAGAUGAUGACACCGAGGAGCCCGACCUGGAGGAUGAUGACUUUGAGGAUUUUGAAGAAGAGGGGGGCUACAGUGAUAUGGACGAUAUGAGCUGGAAGGUCCGGCGCUGUGCAGCCAAGCUCCUCUACACCCUCAUCUCCAACUUCGGGCACGGCCGUACUCUGGACGAUAGCUCUUUGUACCAGCAAAUCGCGCCCGCUCUCAUCGCUCGAUUCGGCAAGGAACGCGAGGAGAGUGUUAAACUGGAAGUCAUCUCCACCAUGACUGCCUUGGUGCGGAAGACGGGUGAUGGGUCGAUGAUCAUGACCUCGAAUGGCUAUCUGGAGUCCGUCAGUGGCUCGAAGAAUACCAGGAAACGCAGACGGCAAGACAGUGAUGCGAGCAUGGUGGACUUUGAGCCGAGCAUUGGCACCUCGUCGGCCGCCAGCACCCCGGUCAUCACGCCGUCAUCCCCCAAGUCCGGCCCGCAGGCAGACCUCGCCCGCUCGGUGCCCGUGAUUGUCCAGAGCUUGGUCAAGAUGUGGAAGCAGGCGUCGGUGCCUCUCAAGCAGGCCAUCAUUGUGCUGCUCAAAAGCCUAGCGCUGGUUCGCUACGGCGGGUUGGCGGACCACCUCCAGCAAAUUGAGGACCCCAUCGUCGAUGUGCUCAAGUCUUCUUCCCUAUCCGGAAGCUCCUCCGCACCGGCCGGCGCGGCAGCCAGCGCAGGCACUCUGCAGACGGAGACACUCACUCUCAUCGCCGCCGUUGCCGAAACCCAUUCGUCCGACGCACUCUUGCCUUUCCUCAUUGCGUUAAUUCCGGGCGUCACCGGGGCGGUCAACGACCGAAACUACAAGGUCAGCAGCGAAGCUCUGGGCGCGGUCGAGCAGAUUGUCAAGGCCCUCACGCCACCCCGAGUGUCUGCUCCGUCUCAGGACAUCGCAUCGCAGCUCGAGCAGCUGUAUAAUAUCGUCCUCGCGCGGAUCACCGACACCAGCGCCGAUCUGGAGGUGCGCCAGCGCGCCAUCCACGUGUUCGGGGUUCUCCUCGCUCGCACUUCGGGUGACCAAGGAUCAGCCUUCCUCCCGUCAGACUGUCGUUCCAAGGGGCUGUCGGUGCUGGUGGAUCGCCUGAGAAACGAGACCACUCGACUGUCGGCCGUUCGGGCGGUCGACGACGUCGCCGUUCUGUGUGCUCGUGAAGUCGACGUGACCGCCGCGUGGGUCAGCGAAGUCACGGCGGAGCUCGGGGCCCAGUUGCGGAAAUCUGACCGGGUCCUUCGUGGUGCCAGCUUGGAAGCCCUGCGGAGCUUGGCCAUGAAUUCUGCCACCAGAGCUCACUACACUGACAAGACGAGGCAGGAACUGGAAGAUGCCCUGCUGCCGCUCAUCAACGCCGAGGAUUUCCAUUUCCUCGCCCCGUCUCUGAUUAUCCUGGCCAGGCUCAUCCCCGGAAACGCCCCACUUCUGGUCAACCAAAAGCUCGUGUCCGCUCUCUGUUCGAUCGUCGUCGCCCCUCUUGUCGGUACCGUGUUGAAAGCGUUGCUCCUGCUGGUCAAGGUGAUUGGCGAAGAGGGCGCCGGUGCUGAUCUAAUGAAGACCUUUCUGCGCGAUGUCGGCAUCAAUGGCGACACCUCCGUUGUCGGCCGGGCGGUUGGGACGCUUCUGGUGCACGGUGGCCCCAAAUUGGGGGUCAAGAUGGAGGAUUUCUUGGCGGAGCUCCAAACCGCGCAGGAUGCCCAGCGGAAAUGCCUCGCACUCGCCAUCUUGGGAGAGGUCGGCCUCCGGAUGGGCUCCGAUUGCUCGCUUACGCCCCAGCUUUUCAUCGACCACUUCAACUCCAAAUCCGACAAGGUCCGCCUGGCUGCGGCCACGUCGCUUGGAAACGCAGCUGCGGGCAACAUGAAAGCAUACCUGCCGACGAUCUUGGGAGGUUUGGACAAGUCGAGUCCUCAGAGUUACCUGACCCUGCAUUCCGUGAAGGAAUUGCUUCAGCAUCCUGAAAUCGUUCGCCCGGACGUUGCUCCUUCUGCACAGAAACUGUGGCAAGCUCUACUGGUUGUGUCGGAAGAGGAAGAUAAUAGAGCGGUCGGUGCCGAAUGCAUCGGUCGACUGGCGUUGAUUGAUCCUGUGGCGUACAUCCCGCAUUUCCAGGAAUACCUGUCGAGUCCUGAUCCCAGCAUCCGCGGUGUUGUGAUUUCCGCCUUCCGGUACACGCUUUCGGAUGCGAGAGAUAGUUUUAAUGACGUCUUGAGGCCAUUGAUUGUGCCGCUGCUGGUCAACAUGCUCAGCGACCGCGAUCUCGGCAACCAUCGUCUAGCCCUGACAACGCUGAACUCUGCCAUCCACAAUAAGAUGGACAUCAUCUCGCCGCACCUAAACGAACUGCUCCCGGCUGUAUUCGGCGACACGAAGAUCAAACCGGAGCUCAUUCGGGAGGUUCAAAUGGGGCCAUUCAAGCACCGCGUGGACGAUGGGCUUGAACUUCGAAAGAGUGCCUACGAAACACUCUACGCCUCCCUCGACACGACCUUCUCGCUCUCGCACGUCAGCGAAUUCUUCGACCGUAUCCUCGCCGGCAUCGACGACGAGCAAGACAUCCGCACAAUCUGCAACCUUAUGACCUCGAAACUGAUCACGCUCUCGCCUGACGAGACCCAACGACAGCUGAACGCACUCUCCGAGCGCUACACGGCGGUCCUCUCAUUCAAACCCAAGGACAACGCCGUCAAGCAAGAGCUCGAGAAAGCACAGGAAGCCUCAAUGGGCGUUCUCAAGAUCAGCCGCGAGCUGAGCAAGGCGUUCCCUAGCGCUGAGACAUCCGGUGAUAAUCAUAAGUGGAAGGCUUAUAUGGAGUGGGUUCGGAAGACAUUCACUUCGCAGCUGAAGAGUCUCGAUGCGGAGUUUUGAGACGGAUAUGGAAGUAGAGAAAAGAAAGUACAAGAGAUGGCAGGAAAGUGGUUAACUUUGUAGAGACUAUGGCAAAUAU
This is a messenger RNA of Aspergillus candidus, 3347 nucleotides long. Its product is annotated as TIP120 domain-containing protein. Gene Ontology annotation, biological process: SCF complex assembly; protein ubiquitination. Gene Ontology annotation, cellular component: nucleus. The record is from RefSeq and is a predicted model, not a curated record. The transcript has 3 exons. NCBI's taxonomy places the organism in Eukaryota, Fungi, Ascomycota, Eurotiomycetes, Eurotiales, Aspergillaceae. Bases 158 to 3268 code for a protein of 1036 amino acids.